UUGGCAGAGAGAGUGCGGUGUAUCCGGUGCGGAGCGGAAGUGAACCGGAUCGCAGAGGGAAAGAUGGAGGCGCUGAAUAAACUGAAGCAGUUUGACGCUUAUCCCAAAACUCUGGAGGACUUCAGGAUCAAAACCUGCGGCGGAGCGACCGUUACGAUCAUCAGCGGACUGAUCAUGCUGAUCCUGUUUUUCUCAGAGUUACAGUAUUAUCUUACCAAGGAGGUCCACCCUGAACUGUUUGUGGACACUUCGAGAGGAGACAAGCUGAAGAUCAACAUUGAUGUUGUGUUUCCUCACAUGCCGUGUGCCUAUCUGAGUAUUGAUGCGAUGGACGUGGCGGGAGAGCAGCAGCUGGACGUGGAGCACAACCUGUUUAAACAGAGGCUGGAUAAAGACGGAAAACCCGUCAGUUCUGAGGCAGAAAAACACGAUCUGGGUCAGGAGGAGGGAGAGAUAUUCGACCCCAGUAAACUGGAUCCUGAGCGCUGCGAGAGCUGCUACGGAGCCGAGACUGAAGAUCUGAAAUGCUGUAAUACGUGUGACGACGUGCGAGAGGCGUAUCGGAGGCGAGGCUGGGCCUUUAAAACCCCCGACACCAUCGAGCAGUGCAAGAGAGAGGGCUUCAGCCAGAAGAUGCAGGAGCAGAAGAACGAAGGAUGCCAGGUCUACGGCUUCCUCGAAGUCAAUAAGGUGGCAGGUAAUUUCCACUUUGCCCCUGGAAAGAGUUUUCAGCAGUCUCAUGUUCACGUGCAUGCUGUGGAAAUUCACGACUUGCAGAGCUUUGGACUGGACAAUAUAAACAUGACCCAUCUGAUUAAACACCUCUCGUUUGGGAAAGACUAUCCCGGAAUCGUGAAUCCUCUGGACGGCACCAACGUUGCAGCUCCUCAAGCGUCUAUGAUGUAUCAGUACUUUGUGAAAAUUGUUCCGACGGUUUAUGUGAAAGGAGACGGUGAGGUGGUGAAAACGAACCAGUUCUCUGUAACCCGACAUGAGAAAGUGGCGAAUGGGCUGAUUGGAGAUCAGGGGCUGCCAGGCGUGUUCGUGCUGUACGAGUUAUCUCCUAUGAUGGUAAAAUUCACAGAGAAGCAGCGGUCAUUCACUCACUUUCUGACGGGAGUUUGUGCGAUUAUAGGUGGAGUUUUCACAGUUGCUGGAUUGAUCGAUUCGUUAAUAUAUCACUCUGCGAGGGCGAUACAGAAGAAGAUCGAGUUGGGAAAAGCUUCCUAGCGAAUCUUUAACCACCAUGAACACUUUACUCACUACAGUCUGCAGGAAACUGUAUCUGUUCAAGGGAAGAUGCCAAUGUGUGUGUGUGUGUGUGUGUGUUUGCAUAUUGUGUGUGUGAGAGUGUGUGAGAGUGUGUGAGAGUGUGUGAGAGUGUGUGAGAGUGUGUGAGAGUGUGUGAGUGUGAGAGUGUGUGUGUGUGUGUGUUUGGGGAGAGAUGUAUUUAUAUUUUGAUUGUUCUGGUUGUUUUUAAAUGGAUGAAUAAAUGAAACACUGUA
This is a messenger RNA of Astyanax mexicanus (Mexican tetra), 1505 nucleotides long. RefSeq names its product ERGIC and golgi 3 (gene ergic3). The record is from RefSeq and is a predicted model, not a curated record. The transcript is spliced from 14 exons. Gene Ontology annotation, biological process: endoplasmic reticulum to Golgi vesicle-mediated transport; retrograde vesicle-mediated transport, Golgi to endoplasmic reticulum. NCBI's taxonomy places the organism in Eukaryota, Metazoa, Chordata, Actinopteri, Characiformes, Acestrorhamphidae. Gene Ontology annotation, cellular component: COPII-coated ER to Golgi transport vesicle; endoplasmic reticulum membrane; Golgi membrane. The coding region runs from base 64 to 1230 and encodes 388 amino acids.